AUUGUGUCUGUGCAGUUUCAAGAGAGGUUAUACCAACAGCAAGCAGAUUACUCAAGGAGUUUUGGACUACGAGUAGAAGACGAGAAAGAAAAUAAACAAUACUAGCAAGAAUUAGAGGACCUUCCACCGAUGGACAGCUCAAGAAAGAGAGAGAAGGAAGAAAGGAAAGGAGAGAUGGAUUAACUUUGAAUCAACCUUGGUGGAAGUAGGGAAGUUGUGACGACUUUGGGGAAAAUCGAAUGGAAUCAGGCAGUUACCUGAGGCACAGAUCUGAAGUUGUGCUCCCACACAGUGAAUAUCAGCCCUGCCAAUCACUGUGUGUGUUAGUAAGGAUCCCGGCUGUGCCGAUGUUCUUAGAACACUAGUAUGAUCGGCUGUUCUGGGCUUUAAGACACCUGCGCACAUGGUGAAAUAACACAUAGCUCUUUGUUAGGGAUCGUUCUGGACUUCUGAGCCAUUCCUGCAAGUUCCUACUGUACAUGGUUUUCAGUGUUUUAGAGCAGAACCUUUUAAUAUUUCAUACAUAGAUGUGCAGUAUCCAAUCUCAACUUCAAUUCCAUUUCAGACUGGUUAUAGAUUUGGUUAUACGACGCAAAACACAUAAUUAAUCGCCUACCUGUACUUCCAUUGUUGCAUGCAGCCCUUUCUAAAGUCGCGCAAAUGAGGUAGUUUAACUUCUUACAGUUUAAAUACUCAUUUCAAAUCUGGUGAAAACAGUUGGCAGACUAGAUAGCGCAUUGAUUUAUGAUUGUUUCAGAGAGCCAGGGUCUGUUUGCGUUAUGACGAAGUGAAUCUUAGCAGGCUCUGCCUCACCACGAAAGAGAAAAAAAACUCACAAAACCAGACCAGGUGUUAGGAGAAAAACAAGAAUUUUAUAAGCGAAAGCUUUUGUAGGAUUCAAAUCUGUGAUGUGGUUAGUCGGCUACCGUUUCAGAUAUAAACACAACAGCCUUAUGCAUAACAAGUAUGAUAUUAUUUAAAAGUGGCUACUCCAUUAGUGUUUGCAAUAUUUGAGCUUAGUCUUUGAGUGCUAAUAAGUGGUUCGACGGCAAAGUUAAGUGUGGAAAUUGCCACACGAUAGGAUUUUCUUUUUACUCUUGAAUGUGGAGGAUUGUUUUAAUUAGCCGCCUUCGGUUGGUUGUUAUCGCAUGUGAUAUUAGUUGCUUGAGGAUUAAAAUGCAGCCGCUAAAGUGAUUUAGUUAACCCUGCACUUAAAGAGCACUGGUGUUUAGUGUAGUAAUUUUGCUGCGGUUUCAGCUGUGUAGCGUGUGCUGAAUUGUGCAGUCAUCAACCACAGAGGCCUCAUUGAUCAGCUACCGAGCCUCAAUACACAAUGAGACGAGGCCAGCGAUCUCUCCUCCUCUCCUCCACUCCAUCCCUCCUGCUGCGAUCCCUCGUUCUGCUCUCCCUCUGCCCGCGGGGGCAGGCCGUGCAGGCUGAGAACGUGACCGUGCUGGAGGGGGGAACAGCACAGAUCUCCUGUCGUCUCCAGAACUAUGACGGCUCAAUCGUGGUCAUCCAGAACCCACGCAGACAAACGCUCUUCUUCAAUGGAACUCGAGCACUGAAAGACGACCGUUUUCAGAUGGUUCUUUUCACGCCGCGCCUGGUGCGGAUCACAUUGACUAAUGUAAGUGUAUCUGACGAGGGCGGCUACUUCUGUCAGCUCUACACCGAUGACACACACCACCAGGUGGCGACGCUGUCGGUGGUGGUGCCCCCGGAGGUCCCUACAGUGGAGGUGAAGACAGAGGCAGUGGAGGGUGGAGAGGUGGAACUCACAUGCAUGUCCCCGCGGAGCAAACCACCAGCCACACUGCGCUGGGUUCGAGACCGCCGAGAAAUCGCAGGUGUGAUCUCUCAGCAGGAGAACGGCAAGACUGUGAGUGUUUCCAACACUAUCCGUAUCCCCGUGGAGAGGAAAGAUAACGGAGCGGCGCUGAGCUGUGAGGCGUCUCACCCGGCACUCGUGGGGCAGAAGCGAGUUCGUCACUACAGCUUGGACGUUCACUUUGCUCCUACGGUGAAAAUCAUUCCCCCUCAGGGCAUCCUCCGAGAGGGAGACUCCCUCAGUCUCACCUGCUCCGUUACCGGCAACCCACUACCACGUGACAUCCAGUGGUCACGAGUGAACGACACUCUUCCUGAGAGGGCGGAGAAAACGGGCAACAUUCUCCAAAUGUCUCGCCUCAGCCAAUCACACAACGGCACCUACCUCUGUCAGGCCCAUAAUAAUUACGGCCGUGCAGCCGACCACUACACACUGCUGGUGUAUGUGUCUGUCCCUCCCAACUCUCAUCCUGCCAUCGCUCACCCCAUCCUUCCAUCCUCCAGCUUUACAAAGGAAUACCAAGACCCCGGAGCAGUGGUAGAAACCCACAGUGCUGUUCCGUAUGCAGUGAUCGGGGGCAUUCUGGCUCUGCUGGUCUUCACGGUCAUCUGUGUGCUCAUCGUCACCAUCUGGUGCUCCGUCCGACAGAAAGGUUCAUAUUUGACUCACGAGGCCAGUGGGUUGGAUGAACACGGUGAGGUACAGGAGGCGUUCCUCAAUGGUAAUGAUGCCAGCCAAGGCAAGAAGGAGUACCUACUGUAGCGCCGCCCUAGUGGAGCUCUUCAGAAACACUGGACCGCUGCAGAAUGCACACCGCAACACACACUGUUCCCAAACAGACCUACACACCACCACAACGACAACCAGAGGGAAUCACAAUCGUGCCAUAUGAAGCUGGAGUGGGAAGGAGGGGAUGGAGACAAUAAUGGAGCGGGGUGGAGAGCGAGAGA
Molecule: messenger RNA, 2781 nt
Organism: Sinocyclocheilus anshuiensis
Lineage: Eukaryota; Metazoa; Chordata; Actinopteri; Cypriniformes; Cyprinidae
Product: cell adhesion molecule 4-like
Exons: 9
Coding region: 1334-2593 (419 amino acids)
Biological process (GO): homophilic cell-cell adhesion; regulation of Rac protein signal transduction; regulation of wound healing
Cellular component (GO): cell-cell contact zone
Molecular function (GO): vascular endothelial growth factor receptor 2 binding
Source: RefSeq, a predicted model, not a curated record